GGUGUGGAAGACUGGGCUUGGCCAGGUCGGAGCAGCUGCCCUGGCCUGGAGCCCAUGGUCCCUGUGGAUCCCACAGGAUUCCAGAGCUGGGGAGAACCCAACACAACACUGCUGACCUCCCGUGCACCCACAGAGUUGGAGUCUGCAGCCUCCCCAAACUCCAGGAGAAAAGUUUGACAUCAGUGAGCAACGCAGGAGAAGGUUUAGGAUCUGCUCAGCUCAUCUCCAGCACCAUCAGAAAAUCCAUUGGGGUGAGAGACCCCAGAGCUGUCCUGACUGCAGGAGACAGUUUAGUGACAGAUCGGAUCUCGUCCAACGGUGACACCAUCACACAGGCACCAUGUCCUACACCUGCCCUGACUGCGGGAAAGGUUUUCGAUGGAAAUCAGCUUUUAUCCUGCAUGAACGGAUCCAUACGGGUGAGAAACCCUUUAAAUGUUCUGAGUGUGGGAAGCGGUUUAUCCAUGGUUUCAGUUUAUCACAGCAUCGCCGCAUCCACACGGGAGAGAGACCCUAUAAGUGUCUGGAGUGUGGGAAGGAGUUUACCCGGAGUUCCCAUUUAUCACAGCAUCACCGCAUCCACACGGGAGAGAGACCCUAUAAGUGUCUGGAGUGUGGGAAGGAGUUUUCCCAGCGUUCUGAUUUAUCACAGCAUCACCGCAUCCACACGGGAGAAAAACCCUAUAAGUGUCUGGAGUGUGGGAAGGAGUUUUCCCACAGUUCCUCUUUGUCACGUCAUCACCGCAUCCAUACAGGAGAGAAGUUGUAUCCCUGCACUCAGUGUGGGAAAGCCUUCAACAACAGCACCUCUUGGAUUAAUCACCAACAUGUCCACACUGAAGAAAAACCCUACACGUGUCCCCAGUGUGGAAAGGGCUUCACAGCCAGCCGGGGUCUCACCCAACACCUACAGAUCCAUACUGGUGAACGUCCCUACAAGUGUCCUGAGUGUGGGAAAAGCUUUACAAGGAGGUCAAAUCUCACCCAACACCUACAGAUCCAUACUGGUGAACAUCCCUACAAGUGUCCCGACUGCGGGAAGAGCUUCAGGCAAAGCUCGUAUUUGAAAACCCAUCAACGCCUCCAUACCAGUGAAAAACAUUAAAGCAGUGCAAGAGGAGAUUUUACUGGAAAUUUGAUUGCAUCUGUCAUUACCUGACCCAUCACAGCCAUCACCAAGUAUGAAGGGUCAAGUUGACCUCGUUUUCCAAGCUCCAUCACACCAAUGAUGCUUUCUUCAGCUUCUUCAGGACAACAAAAUGGAGUCAGCUGAGGAACCACAUCAUGUUCCAUCCAAAAUUUGACUUUUAAUAUUUGUUUCAGCGUCAAGAAGGCUGUUUUCCAAAUAAGAUAAAAACAGAAAAGUAUUUCCAAUUAUGACACUCUCCUAAAGGGAUGUGGCAGGAUGGGAUCCUGGACACUUUCACUGCACAGCAGGCUGGGAGUGCAGCUGAGGGAGCAGUAGAAGAGAGAGGCAGCAGACUGCAGGACAAUGCUG
Messenger RNA from Calypte anna (Anna's hummingbird), 1498 nucleotides. RefSeq names its product zinc finger protein 420-like. The record is from RefSeq and is a predicted model, not a curated record. The transcript has 2 exons. Lineage: Eukaryota; Metazoa; Chordata; Aves; Apodiformes; Trochilidae. Bases 341 to 1105 code for a protein of 254 amino acids.